AUGGGCCCCAAAUCCAAGGUUUUUGUCCCUCUCUACGUAUAUCCUGCUCCUGGGGCGUGGGAUCCGCUAGAAGAUGUGAUCUCCAAACACCCCGACGUGAACUUCACCGUGGUGAUUAAUCCUGGCAGCGGGCCGGGACCCGAGGCGCUGCCUGAUGGCAAUUACACCCGCGAGAUCCCUAAGCUGGCCUCAUAUGAGAAUGUGCGGCUUUUAGGUUAUGUGGCAACGACCUAUGCGAAGCGCAACAUCUCGGAGGUACGGCGGGACAUUGAGACGUAUGCGGCGUGGCCCACCCAGAGCUCGAAUGCGAAUCUGGCUGUUCGGGGGAUAUUUUUCGAUGAAACACCUCAACAAUAUGAUGCGGAUAUCUUGGCAUAUCUGCGAGAGCUCACAGAUGUGGUGAAGGGGACAUCCGGUCUUGGGCCGGAUCACUACGUUGUUCACAACCCCGGGGCGAUUCCAGACUCGCGCUACCUGUCGACCGCGGAUUCGACGGUGGUCUUCGAGGCAACCUAUGCAACGUUUCAAGAACGCCAUGGGGCCGAGUUGUUCGACACGAUCCCUGACAGCCAUCGCGACCAACUGUGCGCAGUGAUCCACUCGGUGCCUACCAGCGUGGAGGGAUCGGAUCUACGUGGGCUGGUCAAGCAGGUUCGCCAAGUUGCAGACGAGAUAUUCAUUACCCAUCUGGAGACGGACUAUUAUGCAGGCUUUGGGGGACAAUGGAGCGAGUUUGUGGAUCUGAUGGCUAGUUAG
Aspergillus clavatus NRRL 1 is the source of this 756-nucleotide messenger RNA. Its product is annotated as spherulation-specific family 4 protein. The transcript has 3 exons. Lineage: Eukaryota; Fungi; Ascomycota; Eurotiomycetes; Eurotiales; Aspergillaceae. The record is from RefSeq and is a predicted model, not a curated record. Bases 1 to 756 code for a protein of 251 amino acids.